Camellia sinensis is the source of this 354-nucleotide messenger RNA. The record is from RefSeq and is a predicted model, not a curated record. NCBI's taxonomy places the organism in Eukaryota, Viridiplantae, Streptophyta, Magnoliopsida, Ericales, Theaceae.
AUGGAGGUGGAGGCUCACCAGUUUGAUCCUGUGGCUUCAAAGCUGAGUUGGGAGCUAGCUAUUAAACCUCUGUUUGGCAUGACAAUGGAUGCUUCGGUAGUGGAGGAGAACAAGGCGAAGCUGGCUAAGGUUUUGGACGUGUAUGAGGCUCAGCUGGCUCAAUCAAAGUACUUGGGCGGAGAAUGCUUCACAUUGGCCAACAUGCAUCACCUGCCCGACACUCAAAUCCUAAUGGGUACUCAGGCAAAGAAGUUCUUUGAUUCCCACCCCCACGUGAGCGCCUGGUGCGCUGAUAUCCUGGCAAGGCCGACCUGGUCGAAGGUCAUGGCAAUGCGAACCAACAAUUAUGCUUAA